Molecule: messenger RNA, 1438 nt
Organism: Nilaparvata lugens (brown planthopper)
Lineage: Eukaryota; Metazoa; Arthropoda; Insecta; Hemiptera; Delphacidae
Exons: 1
Coding region: 163-1401 (412 amino acids)
Molecular function (GO): zinc ion binding; nucleic acid binding
Source: RefSeq, a predicted model, not a curated record
AGCAAUUCAGAAGUCGUAGAGAGAACAUCGUUUUAAUUGUUCGUCGUAGUUUAGUGUAGUCAGCAAAUUUUUGUGUGAGUGUACAAAAAUUUCGUCAGUAGUGAUAAUUAGGUCAGAGCAUUGAACUGUGUACAACGUUAAAUACUGUAAAUUCGAUAUGAAAUGGGAUCGCCAGAAAAACUUUCUCAGUUUCUAGCAUCGGAGUUUGAGGAAAGUGAAAAUACUAGAUGUGAAAGUGAUAAUCCUCAAAAAUCAAUGGAGCCCAAUAAAGAUAAUAAUUUGGUUAACCAACUUUGGACUCUAAAGGCAUCUUUUGAAGAUUGGGGCACAAAGCUGUAUGAUAAGAAAAAAAUAUGUCAAGCAGACUAUAAAGAAUUUCUUGUGCUUUGUGAGAAUCUUGCAGUAAUCGCAGGGAAAACCGAAGUGAGCAGUGAGGGAAACGCGCAAAAUACAAAGGUAGAUGAAAGACUUAACAUGAUUGAAAAACAAAUUGAGAAGCUUUCAUCAAGUCUGAUAGUUUCAACUCCAAUCAAGAAGCCUAGCUACGCCGAGAUGGUCCAACUACCCAAGAAGAAAGAAGAAAAGAAGCCAGGAGAAACAAAGGAGAAAUCCAGUGAGCAGAGGAGCCGGCCGGUUCCUAAGGAUAAGACUAUCCUAAUAAAGCCGAAGGAGAUCCAGGGAACGGAAAAACAGACCAGCGAGAACCUGAAAAAAGUUAUUAAAAAAACUAUGUCUAUCGAGAACUCUUUGAAAGUUAAAAAAGCAAUCAAUGUGAAUGGCGGAGGAGUACUUCUUGUGAUGGACUCUAGUGUAGAUAAAAAUAAAAUUUUUAGCGAUUCUACGCUACAAGAUGCUAAAUUCGAGGUAAGUGAGCCACCUAAAAUUAAACCUAAAUUGGUAAUAUACAAUGUCCCUGCCGAGUGGAGUCAAGAAGAAAUAGUUAGCGAUAUUUUCAAUAGGAACUUUCAAGAUUAUAUUUCACUUGAGAAAUUCAGAAAUUCUUUUAAACCAAUUUUCAAGAUAGGCCCAAAAGAUAGGAAGCAGGUUAACUGGGUUGUAGAAUGCGCAGCAGAUAUUAGAAAUAAAUUAAAAAAUAUGAGAAGAGUAUUUAUAGACUGGUCAUCAAGCAAUGUAAAAGACUUUGUAUCAGUAAGUAGGUGUUUCAAAUGCAAUGGACUUGGCCACAUCGGACGUUUCUGUUCCCAGGAACACAACACAUGCAGCCACUGUGCAGAGACCAAUCAUGAUAUCAAGUCGUGUCCAAAUCUAAAUAAACAACCAGUAUGUAUAAACUGUAAAAAACGUAACAAUCCAGCUAACCACAAAGUAAGUGACAAAAACUGUCCGGAGUAUGAAAAGGCGCUGAGGAAGGUUGUUGAAAAGACCGACUAUGGGUAUUAAAAAGAUUUUUCUCGGUGCCUUGCAACACUUCAGUAAA